Molecule: messenger RNA, 1496 nt
Organism: Verruconis gallopava
Lineage: Eukaryota; Fungi; Ascomycota; Dothideomycetes; Venturiales; Sympoventuriaceae
Exons: 2
Coding region: 134-1270 (378 amino acids)
Source: RefSeq, a predicted model, not a curated record
CGAGGGCAUAAUUUUGAAGCCGUGCUGUUGCUUCACGCUACCGAAGAUGGACGAUCUAAUCAGAUCCUGAUCAUUUCGGGCGUCAAGUUUGGCAUACCUGCUGCUGGAAAGCUGCCGGCGUCCUUUGCUAAGAAUGUACUCAAAGUAUUCCAAGUUUUGGCCCAAGGGCGGCCUUCCUGGUAUCUUGCAUCAUUUCACAGAAUCUUUGGUCACCUUUGAAUUUACUUCUGGCACCGUCCGAAAGCCGCACAGCCUCGUGUUUGUCGGAGGCCUUGGUGAUGGUCUGGCGACCACGUCUUACCUCGCCGACGUCAUCCACGCACUCAAUCCGACCGAAUGGUCAGUUUUCACCUUGAACCUAACAUCAUCCUAUCAAUCAUGGGGUCUGGGACACCUGGAUAGAGAUACGGAUGAGCUUGCGAGGUGCGUCCAGUACGUUAAGGACUACAAGACCACCAAAUAUGGCGCGGGCAGGAUCGUCAUCAUGGGUCACUCCACUGGCUCUCAGGAUGUAUUGCACUACCUGUCAAAACCCAAUCCUCUGACAAGCAGACCAUCAUUUGAUCCGGGACUGCAUCACGUGAAACGCCUGGCUGUGGAUGGUGCGAUUAUGCAAGCCGCAGUAUCAGACCGCGAAGUCAUCAAGCUCCUCCUUGAAUUGAAAGAUGGUUGGGGAGACAAGACACAGGAUGAAAUGAAGGAGUUGUACAACAAGCUGGUGGCUCUAUCAAAGGAGGCGCAGGAGAGCGGAAAGCCGGGAGAUGUAUUGCUUCCACUGGCGCUGACGAACUGCAUCUAUCCGAUGAACACGCCUCUCACAUGUCGAAGAUUCUUGAGCCUUGUGAGCCCAUCGAGUCCGCAAACUCCGUCUGAGGAUGACCUGUUUAGCUCUGAUAUCUCCGAUGAGCAGCUUGAGGAGACGUUUGGCAUGAUUAAGGAGCGAGGACUGCUCACCGGAAAGCUUCUUGUUCUCUCGUCCGGAGCUGACCAGUCUGUGCCAGAGUGGGUUGACAAGAAGAAACUGCUCUCACGGUGGAAGACUGCCACCAACCACGGAGACAAGUAUGAUAUAUGGGACGAAGAGCACAGCGGGAUUAUACCUGGAGCCUCCCAUGCACUGAGCAACGACGACCAGGCGGAGUGUCGUAAGGAUCUGUGUCGCCGUGUGCUGGGCUUCCUGCAGCUCUUGAACAAAGAUUCUACGUCUAAUGUACAACGAAGCUUCAUGUGUGCCAAAGACUUGGGGGCAGACUGUCUGUGUCGGAAAUAAUUUGAAUUGAAAUUUGACAAUCAACCAAGAAAAAACAAAGUAUCUUCAUGAGACUGUCACCGGAGUCUGCGGCAGCGCAUUCUGUACUGCAGUCAGUGAAUCCUUCACGUGAUCUUUCUGUUUUUCCUUAUUGAGCUCAAUGAUAAAGCCCUCCCAUUUGUCCAGCUUUUCUCUGCACAUUUUCUCGUACAUGUCGAUACCAGCGGGGAAGGUCAACAUCUGCGUC